CCGGAGCGCGAGACUCGGCAGCGGGCCAUGUGACCUCUGACGUCUGGGGGCAGUAAAAAGACGUCUCGGCAGCCAACGGGACUUCCACGGCGGCUUCCUCCUCGCGUAUCCGCCAAGAGGAAGUCCGACACUCGGACAGCUUUUCACGGUGCUACCCAGUCGUCUGCUGCUGGUAAACACAAAAAAGGAUUCGAGGCUAUGAACGUGUACUCUGUAACCCUCAGUGGCCCAGCGCCAUGGGGCUUCAGGCUGCAGGGUGGCAAAGACUUCAGCAUGCCCCUCACCGUGUCAAGGCUGACUCCGGGUGGGAAGGCAGCUCAGGCUGGUGUCGGGGUCGGAGACUGGGUGGUCUGUAUUGAUGACCUUAACGCAGAGGACUUGACCCACGUGGAGGCCCAAAACAAGAUCAAAACAGCAUUAGACUCCCUCACACUCACUCUUAACAGAGCUGUCAAAGUUGACGGUGAGCAGAAGGACUCACGCGCCGAGGCUAGUGUACAGCCCAAGUACUCCUUUGCCCCCAGCACCACCAUUAACAAGAUGGCGAGGCCUUUCUCAGCAGGGGGCGCUAGAGCAGGACCUGUCAUAAAACCUGUGGCCUACUCACCUAAACUUAACACACCUCGCUCUCAGGGCCGUGCCAGUGUGCUGCAAACACAGAACGGUGUUGAGCCAACUCUGUCACCUGCCAAGGCUCAGACUGCCAAUAAACCAGAUGGAUCUAAGACAGCAUCAGUGGCAACGUGCGCCUCAGCUCCUUCCUCCCGACCUCCGUGGGUCACUGAUCCUAAUUUUGCUGACCGUUUUCAUCCGGAUAAGACAAGCACGGUGGUGACACAGCACCAGCAGCCAGUUCAGCCCACGCCGAUGGAGAACCGUAGCUCCAUCCUGCAGGCGGCGCAGCAGGCGCCUGAAGAUAGUGGGAGGACCCCAGUGUGUGGUGCCUGCAACAAAGUCAUCAGGGGUCGCUACCUGGUCGCCCUGGGACGCUCUUGGCACCCCGAGGAGUUCACGUGUUCACAGUGCAAGGUGGUCCUGGAGGAGGGAGGCUUCUUCGAGGAGAGAGGUUCUGUUUUCUGUACCAAGUGCCACGAUAACCGCUACGCACCGAACUGUGCAAAGUGCAAAAAGAAGAUCACGGGGGAAAUCAUGCAUGCCCUGAAGAUGACCUACCACGUUCAGUGUUUCAAGUGUGCAGCUUGCAAGACUCCUAUCAGGAAUCAGGCCUUUUACAUGGAGGAGGGAGAGCCUUACUGCGAGAAAGAUUACGAGAAGAUGUUCGGCACCAAAUGUCACGGCUGCGACUUUAAGAUCGACGCCGGGGACCGCUUCCUGGAGGCUCUGGGCUACAGCUGGCACGAUUCGUGCUUCGUCUGCGCUCUGUGCCAGAUCAACCUGGAGGGGAAGACGUUCUACUCCAAGAAGGACAAGCCCCUCUGCAAAGGCCACGCCUUCGCCCCCGUGUGAGAGACGUCCUCGUCCGAGAUCUUCGUCUCCUCCUCAGUCACACGCAGCCUGUGCUCAAUUUGGAUGUUAGAAGCUUAGCGCUCUGCUCCUGUCUCUCCUACCAAAUACUCAACGUGUCACUCGACUGGAUCGAGUCGACCCAUUCAACCGUGCCAUUGUAUUGUUUACCUUCAGUUCACUCUGAUUACAUUGGAGUUUUUUUUUUUUUUUUUGCACCCAUUUUCAUUUCCAGAAACUUUCCACUGGAUGUUGGGUUUAGGAAUGUUGAACACGUAUGGAAAAUAACUUUCCAAUGGAAUUAAUGAGACUUUAUGGGAAAUGUCCGAAAAUCUUUAAAAACCUGUAUUAUAGACAAACAAAAGACAUUGUUUUAUCAUAUGCAGACAUGCAAAAUAAUACAUUUGAUUAAUUUGUAAUUAGUAGUAGAAGUUCUUUCAUUGACCAAGAAAAUCAAUACAACCCAUGAAUGUGGAAUAUAUAAACAAACAUUGACACGCACACCUACUUAUUGACAGUUUAAGGCACAGUUGUCAAACUGAUGGCCCGGGGGCCAGAUCCGGCCCGCCACAUCAUUUUAUGUGGCCUGCGAAAGCAAAUCAAAAUUGCUCAUUGUGUUCUGGUGUAAUACCAUUGAGAUAUUUCCAAUCAUUUUUUUUUGGUACCAAUCCCCCUUUGAAAAGAAAUGUAAUCGUUGAAAAACAUGUUUUUAUAGGCUUCUGAUUUCAAAACUGGUUAUUCAUCACUGUGUUGUGUAUACUGUAUGUAAUUAGAAUAUAUGUGGUAAUCUUUCAUUUAUAUGGGUUCACAGUUGCGGCCUUCCAUGGGAAGUCAUAACUAUGGUGUGGCCCGUGACAAAAAUGAGUUUGACACCCCUGGUUUAGGUUUUUCAAUUAACCUAACAAGCAUGUUUUUGGAAUGUGAGAGGAAGCCAAAAUACCCAGUGAAAACCCAGGCAAGCAUAGCGAAAACAUGCAAACUCCAGACAGGAAGGCCACAUGCCGCAUUUGAACCCUCAACCCUGUUAACCACUCAAUCACCAUGCUGCCAACUGUUGAAUAUAAUAAACGUUUCUUACUGUA
Molecule: messenger RNA, 2546 nt
Organism: Phyllopteryx taeniolatus (common seadragon)
Lineage: Eukaryota; Metazoa; Chordata; Actinopteri; Syngnathiformes; Syngnathidae
Gene: pdlim7
Product: PDZ and LIM domain 7
Exons: 11
Coding region: 199-1467 (422 amino acids)
Biological process (GO): heart development; muscle structure development; actin cytoskeleton organization
Cellular component (GO): filamentous actin; adherens junction; Z disc
Molecular function (GO): muscle alpha-actinin binding; actin binding
Source: RefSeq, a predicted model, not a curated record